AUGGGAUGCCCAAGAAUUUAUAACCCUGUGUGUGGCAGUAAUAAGAUAACAUAUGCCAAUGAAUGCCUGCUCUGUAUUGAAAAGGAGUAA
This is a messenger RNA of Staurois parvus, 90 nucleotides long. Lineage: Eukaryota; Metazoa; Chordata; Amphibia; Anura; Ranidae. The record is from the annotation of a GenBank genome assembly.